AUUUAGCUAGUACGCUUAUGCGAUUCAGUGCUGUCCAAGGUUCAUGUGUCGUAUAGCCUCAACUGAUUCGUCACUGCGUGGUCUUAGUCGAUCCAGAGGAGCAGAUCAUCACUUGUCUUUACCACCAUGUCGGGCUCAUACGGCAAUUAUCACUACAAUGAACAGUACGGUCAUCCUCAAUAUGGCUACUACAGCCAACAAACUGGAGGAGGGAACUAUGGAAACCCUCCUGGAGAUUACCCCGCACAGCAAUACCAACCUGAACAGAAUCCUCAGUAUGCAUACGACCAGGUUGCACCCUACAACAAUCAUUGCUCCUACCAGUCACCCGGCAACCCUCCCAUGUACCCUCAACAAAGCUAUGCACCCCCUUACGACGCAAAGCAGCCGGUAGGCGAAUAUCGACAUGACCAAACCAUGUCCAUGAAUUAUGACCAUAAAUCGAUGUAUCAUCCACAGCCUCAGUACCAACAAGGGGAGAGUGCUUCGUACUAUGAUGCCCCGCCAGGACCUCCUGUUACCACACCGCCAGAGGGCGAAAAAGGAUUGGUAUCGACUGUAGCCGGUGCAGCUGGCGGGGGCAUUCUAGGCCAUAAGCUGGGAGGCGGAGUGCUGAGUGCCGCAGGAGGUGCAUUGGCAGGGGCUGCAGGAAUGAAAAUUGCAAGCAAGUUGCGCAAGAAGCAUAAAGAGAAGCACCAUGGCAAGUACAAGCGUCGAUCAGCUUCCAGUUCGUCAAGCUCAAGUUCGAGUUCGAGUUCGAGUUCCAGCUCCUCAAGUGACAGCGAUUCCUCCUGAAUCCUUUGCGGUUUCUGUGGCAUUCCCUGUGUGACAUUCGGGUUGAAUGCAGCGUUGAAGUAUCUGCUAUUGGUGACAGUGCGUUUUGCUUAGUUCAGGUUAUGGUAUUCAUAGAUUGAUUGGCAGCGUCAAUGACGCGAGAAAGCAAUCGAAAGACAUGUUGUACACCACGAGUAACGAAUAUAGUAAUUGUAAACUUCCGUUUGUGGGGCACGAGUAGUAGUACCCAUGACCCCUACAACGAUUUCCUGAAUGCAAUUCUGGAACAAAAUCGGAG
This is a messenger RNA of Aspergillus sclerotioniger CBS 115572, 1072 nucleotides long. Its product is annotated as putative glutamine-serine rich protein MS8. The record is from RefSeq and is a predicted model, not a curated record. Bases 127 to 795 code for a protein of 222 amino acids. The transcript has 4 exons. Lineage: Eukaryota; Fungi; Ascomycota; Eurotiomycetes; Eurotiales; Aspergillaceae.